Molecule: messenger RNA, 1767 nt
Organism: Bipolaris sorokiniana ND90Pr
Lineage: Eukaryota; Fungi; Ascomycota; Dothideomycetes; Pleosporales; Pleosporaceae
Exons: 4
Coding region: 1-1767 (588 amino acids)
Source: RefSeq, a predicted model, not a curated record
AUGACUGCCAGGUCUCGCUCUCCAGGAUAUGGCGAUGUUACCAGUAUCAACCUUAAUCGCCUGCUCUCGAGACUAGAGCGUAUAGUAUUGGCAGAUCCAUCACCAGAGCUACGAAAGUCCAGUUACGAGCGGGCACGCGUGAGCGCAAAUAUCGAACAUGCGCGCACGUUACUCCUCAACCUUGAGCAUUCGGCCUCGACAAUACCCUCUAAGUCCAAGAAAUCGGAACUACAAGCCGAUCUGCAACAAAAACGCGAGCUCAUAAAGCAGCUAAAUCAGCGGAUAUACGAAUUGAAUCAGCUAGAUGAUGCAGAGUCGGGCGGGUCUGUAGAUUCCGAUCAAGAAGAAGCAGAUGAAUUUCCUUCAUAUGCGCCGAGAGUGAAGACAGAGGCUGGACGGGAUAUCACAACAUCGGGGGGAAACAACGAAGCACUCCAAAAUGCUGCGCAGGGAUUGGCAUCAGAACUGCGACGGAGAGGCAAGCCAGAGGCUGACGGAGCCAAAUCUGGGGCACAAGCAGCCUCUGGCAAUUCUCUUCUCCCUUCAAAACCCACAACAACGACAGGCGAUCCAGCCCAUGUGCAGACAGAGGCACUCCUAUCUUACGAAAGAAAUGAACAGGAAACGCUCACGACAAGCCUCCUCGAUAUGGCCAAGCUAUUGAAGGAACAAUCGAUAAACUUUUCAAACACACUCGAGGGUGACAAGAGCGUGGUAGAUCGAGCAUUGGCUGGGCUAGACAAGAAUACAUUGAAUAUGGAUGCUGCCAGUAGGAGGAUGGGCACGCUGCAGAGGAUGACUGAAGGCAAGGGCUGGUGGGAUAGAAUGAGGCUCUAUGGCAUGAUUGCUGGCCUAUGGUUGAUCGCAUUCCUAAUUGUAUUCGUAGGGCCCAAGCUUGGCCAAAAUUUCAGUCAACAUCCAUGGCGCUACGCACUUUGCGCCGAACACGUAUUUGCGUGCACACCACGUGGCUCACACGGCAGCCCUGAUCCAUCUUCACCGCUGAGCCACAGAACUGGACCCUGCGCCCAUCUCGCAUCCUGCAAGCAGCCGCUUAGCGUCAUUGAGCCCCCUCUCAACCACUCCUCCGCGGAUGCGGAAGCUGAAUACGACCGCCUUCGCGACCUUGCCCGUCAAGAAGCCGCCAAACGCUCCUCAUGUUUCGACCGCGCGCACCAAGCGUACGAGUCCGGCGAUGGCGCUGCUGCCCACGAGCUCUCACAGGAAGGAAAGAAGCACGCCGAAAAGAUGGAGCAAUACAACCGCCAAGCACGCGACUUCAUCUUCCGGGAAAACAAUGCCGAAGGGCGCGUUGAUGGCGACACAAUUGACCUGCACGGUCUCUUCGUAGAAGAAGCAGAAGACGUGCUCGAGGAAAGAAUCAAAGUCGCCAGACAACAAGGCCAAACCCACCUCCAUGUCAUCGUCGGCAAGGGCAACCACAGCACGAACCACGUACAAAAGAUCAAACCGCGAGUCGAGCAAGUAUGCCGCGAACUGGGCCUGCAGUACCGCACCGAGGAAAACGAAGGUAGAAUCUUCGUCAACCUCCAGGGCGGCAGCGUCGACGAAAUGCCGCCGCCUCCACAUGCGCCGUCAGCUGGAUACCCCGGACAGCAGCACCACGGUGGUGCCCCGCAACACCAUGGUGGUCAACACCAGCAACACCAUGAUCAGCAGCAAAACCAAAACGACGAGAUUGAGAACAUGGUUAAGAAGGGUCUGCCCAAGUUGCUCAAGAUGCUCAAGUGCUGUACGGUUAUGUAA